CCUCGGCUGCUGCUACGGCGGCGGCUCCUCCUCCCGGCGGGCAGCCCCGGCUGUCACCGAGCGCGCGGGCCGGGCGGCGCGGAGAGCGGGUGCCCCCCUCCCCGGCGCCGCGUCCGCAGGCAGCCGGCGGGACCGGGCCGCCGUAGCCAUGUUGAGGAGGAUUUUGCAGCGGACUCCAGGCAGAGUUGGGUCUCAGAGCUCGGAUUCGGAUUCCUCUGCAACCCCAGGAAAUGCAGUGGAUGUGAACAAUGAAAGUACUUCAGAGGUACACUGUGCAGUGAAAACCCGAAACAGAAAAUCAGAUUAGUGUAUCAAGGCUUCAUCUGUCCACUAUGUAUGAAAAUGUGUGUGAGUGCCACUGGUCUGUCUGAACAUUACCAGAAUGAACACAUUGGAACAGAGACAAGAAGACAGGAGCAUCAUGACCUGCCCGCUGUUACUGGCUUUAUUUGUCCUCUGUGUAUGAAAUCUCAUGGAUCUGCUGAAGAACUUUUCAAGCACUAUGAAGUAGUUCACGGAUCUGGCAUCGAUUCAGGUCAUGGAGGAGAAGAGCAUCCUUCACCGAAAAGCAAUGAAAUAUCACUACUCCGACAAGAAAUUCAAGACUUGCAAGCUUCACUUAAGGAGGAGAGAUGGUACUCAGAAGAGCUGAAGAAAGAAUUAGAAAAAGUGCAGCGGCAGCAAGAAUCUAAGCCUGAUGGAGUGACAACUUCUGCAUCUACAGUUUUUUCAAUAAAUACUGCUGUUUUUGAGCUAGAAACAUUAGAACGGCAACUUGAAGAGACCCAAGUAGAAAAUUUUAAUAUUAAGCAGAUGAAAGACCUGUUUGAGCAAAAAGCCGCACAGCUGGCUACUGAAAUUGUAGAUAUUAAGGCAAAGUAUGAUGAGGAAAUGAGUCUUCGAGAAAGUGCAGAGCAGAAAGUGACAAACCUGAUGCAAGAACUACAGAAAGAGAGAGCCAUAAUAGAAGAUUUAAAGACUGAACUGCUGCAAAGACCUGGUGUGGAGGAUGUUUCUGUUCUAAAGAGGGAGCUGGUCCAAGUUCAGACAUUGAUGGACAAGAUGACUUUGGAGCGUGAGAGAGAAUCAGAGAAGCUGAAAGAUGAGUGCAAGCGUUUGCAGGCAGAGUACGCGAACUCGGAGGCCACCAUAAAUCAACUAAGGGCUGAGCUUGCAAAAGGCCCUCAGGAGGUUGCUGUGUAUGUGCAGGAACAACAAAAACUUCAAAGUUCAGUUAAUGAAUUAGAACAGAAAAACCAGAGUCUGACAGAAAAGCUGCUGAAGAAAGAACUUGAUUACACCCAGUUAGAAGAAAGGCAUUCUGAAGAAUCAGUGAGUAAAAAAAACAUGCAGGCAAGCCUGCACCAAAAGGACUUGGACCUGGAGCACCUUCGAGCAAGGCUAUCUGCCGCUGAAGCCUCGUUGCAGAGGGUACAGACAGAACUGGGUGAGAAGGGGGAAGCAAGCCACAAACUUAAGGAAGAAUUGUCAGAAAUAGAGACAAAGUAUCAGCAUCUCAAGGCAGAGUUUAAACAGCUACAACAGCAGAGAGAGGAAAAAGAACAACAUAGCCUUCAACUGCAGAGUGAGCUCAAUCAGUUGCACAGUAAACUUCUGGAGACAGAACGCCAGCUAGGGGAAGCACAUGGUCGACUUAAAGAACAGAGACAACUCUCUAGUGAAAAACUGAUGGACAAGGAACAGCAGGUGGCUGAUCUGCAGUUAAAACUUUCUCGUGCUGAAGAACAGCUAAAGGAAAAAGCAGCAAAUUGCACUGAAUUACAGCAUCAGUUAGAUAAAGCAAAACAGCAGCAUCAGGAGCAACAGACUCUUCAGCAAAGCACUACAGCAAAACUCCGAGAAGCCCAGAAUGAUUUGGAACAAGUACUGCGUCAGAUUGGAGAUAAGGACCAAAAAAUUCAAAACCUUGAGGCCUUGCUACAAAAGAGUAGAGAGAACAUCACCCUGUUAGAAAAAGAAAGAGAGGACUUGUAUGCGAAAAUUCAAGCAGGGGAAGGAGAAACUGCAGUUCUUAACCAGCUGCAAGAGAAAAAUCACACUUUGCAAGAGCAGGUAACUCAGCUAACAGAAAAGCUGAAGAAUCAGUCGGAAAGCCAUAAACAAGCCCAAGAGAAUUUGCAUGAGCAGGUGCAAGAGCAGAAGGCACAUCUGAGAGCUGCUCAAGACCGUGUGCUCUCCCUAGAAACAAGCAUUGGUGAACUAAAUAGUCAGCUAAAUGAAAGCAAAGAGAAAGUAUCCCAGCUUGAUUUACAGAUAAAAGCAAAGACUGAAUUACUGCUUUCAGCAGAAGCAUCAAAAGCCGCUCAAAGAGCAGAUCUUCAGAAUCAUUUGGACACAGCCCAGAAUGCGCUGCAAGAUAAACAACAGGAGUUAAAUAAGGUCAACACUCAGUUAGAUCAGGUUACGGCUAAGCUGCACGACAAGCAAGAAUAUUGUACACAGCUGGAAGCCAGUCUUAAAGAGUAUAAAGAGAAACAUCUUUAUUUAGAACAGAAAACGGAGGAGCUAGAGGGACAGCUUAAGAAACUUGAAACUGACAUUCUUGAGGUUAAAGCAAGCAAAGAACAGGCCCUUCAGGAGCUACAACAGCAACGGCAGCAGUGUACAGAGCUAGGCCUCAGAACAACAGAACUGACUAAACAGCUUGAAGCAAAAAGAGAAGUUGUAUCUAGUACUAAAUUGGAUUUGGAGAAGAAAUCUGAUGCCCUGGAACAAGCAAAACAGCAAAUAUCAAAGCAAGGGGAAGAAAAAGCAAGCCUUAAACGGGACCUUGAGAAAUUAAAUCAAGAGACAAAUAAACAACGUAAGGAACUAGAUGGCAAGAUUCAAGCAGCAACAUUAGAGCUGCAGAAAAUGAAGUUGGAGAAAGACACUUUAUUGAAAGACCUUACAGUUACCAAAGACAAAUUAUCAAAAACCAUUGAAUCCUUGAAGGAUAUAAAGGAUGAAUUGGAAAAGGAGAAACAGAAAGGAAAAGCCGCUGUGGCAGAAAUGGAAAAAUCUUGCCAAGAAACUAAACAUCAGCUUCAAGUACAGACAGAGUCUGUAGCUAAAGAACGGAAUGAGUUGAAAAACUCACUGGAAAAACAGGAAGGGAUUUCUAAGCAGCUGACAAUAGAGCUUGAUUCAGCACGAGGACAAAUACUGGAGAUUCAGGGUGUCCUAAAAGAGAAGGAAAAGAAUGAGCAGCAUCUCCAGGGAAAGCUGAAAGAACUGAAGGAAUCAUUUGAUCAGAAGAAAAGGCAAACUGAAACACAGCAAGCUGAAUUAAAGGGUGCCCUUUUAGAAAAGGCAGAACUAGAGAAUAAAUUACAGCAGCAGGUAACAUUAUCAGCACAGGAGCUUAAAGCAGAGAAAGGAAAACUAGCAGAGCUACAGAAGAUUCAUGAAAAAGAUCAGGAAAAUAGGAAAGAACUUCAGCUGGAUCUUUAUGGUAAAGAAUCUGAGCUGUUGGCAACAAGGCAAGAUCUUAAGUCCACAGAGGAGAAACUUGCUCUGGCUCAGGAGGAAUUAGUUUCAAGCAGAAAUCAAAUUGGUAACCUUAAUCAGUUGAUCCAAGAACUUAAGACAAUAAAGUCUACUCUGGAGCAGGAUGUGUCAAAGAAAGAACAGCAGCUGAAAGAACAGAACAAGAUGUUACAGGAAAUCCAGAAAGACAAGGUUUUGAAAGAAAAAGACUUGGCUAAUGAAAAAUCUAAAACAACAGAGCUCCAGGAAAUAAAGAGUAAACUGGAAAAAGAUAGUACUAAAUAUAGUGAAGAGCUUAGGACCUGCAAGCAAGAAUUUGAGAAGGAGGUGACAAAUCUAAAGGAUGCGAAGCAGCUAUUGAUUCAACAGAAACUAGAGCUGCAGGGCAAAGUAGAUAACAUGAAUUUAGCUCUUGAAAAGGAGAAGAAGAAUCAGCAAAUUAUCAAAGAUCAGCUGAAAAAAAAAGAGGAAGAACUGAAGAAGGAAUGUGUUGCAAUUGAAACUAAACUGCGCACAGAGAUAAAAGAGAAAGAAGAAGAAAACAGAAAACAUGAGGAGGUGGAAGCCAAGCUCACCAUGCAGAUCACAGCUCUGAAUGAAAACCUCGCUACAAUGAAGAAAGAGUGGCAGAGCAGUCAAAGAAGGGUCAGUGAGCUAGAGAAACAGACGGAUGAUUUGCGUGGGGAGAUUGCUGUAUUAGAGGCAACAGUACAAAAUAAUCAGGAUGAGAGGAGAGCAUUGCUGGAGAGGUGUAUUAAAAGUGAGGGAGAAAUUGAAAAGCUUCAAGCCAAACUCCUGGAACUGAAAAAAAAGCUGGACAAUACAACUGCAGCGAUGCAAGAGCUAGGCCGAGAAAACCAGUCGCUACAGAUUAAACACACACAAGCCCUAAACAGGAAAUGGGCAGAAGACAAUGAGGUACAGAACUGUAUGGCCUGUGGGAAAGGCUUCUCAGUGACCAUCAGAAGGCAUCACUGUAGACACUGUGGAAAUAUCUUUUGUGCUGAGUGCUCCGCAAAGAAUGCCUUAACUCCUUCUUCUAAGAAGCCUGUCCGUGUCUGUGAUACUUGUUUUAACGACUUACAAGGAUAACUGAUUAUCUCAAAUGGCACUUAACGUUACGCUAGAAUUAGAAUUUCUGUUGAUGCACUUCCUACAGCACUCAGACUACUAUUCAGUUUGAACAAUGAUUGUAACACUUGCAAAAUUUAGUAUAUUUUAAAAUGUUUUAUUGAUACUAAGUAAAACUAUUGUAUUUUUUGUGAGACAGGCUCAGAUCAUCCUCAGCUUAUUGCCAUUUACCCAGGAAAGAGCUUUUAUGUCUAAGUUAGGAACACCCAGUUAUUUGUAAAUAAAGUUUAAACAGAGAAGUAACAAUGUAUUUUUUUAAUCUUUAAUUUUUGUGUUCAAAAGAAACGUGUAUGUGAUAUUGCAGUUUUUGUUUCUUUCAAAACAGUAAGUUGCAAAAAUUUGCAAGGAUUUUGUGUAUCAAAUAUUGCUGUUUCAGUGGCAUAAUUACAUUUUAAUUGUUGCAUUUGAUUGCAUAACUACCAUACUUUUAAAUCCCCUAGUAAUUUCUUUAGGAGUUUUUCUCCUCUUUUGCUCUUGAAUUUUUCUCUCUAAGGCUCCAAUCCUGCAAUAGUGGCAAACACCUGUACCCACAUGGAACCCCGCUGACCUGCACGGGGCUCUGUGUGAACACAGCAGUCUGGCCACAUAGAGCUUAUAGCAAUAUCAGUGCCUAAAUCAUUGCCCAACUACAGCAUUUGUAUAUUGGAGUACCUUUACAUGUACUGUAAGGUACUAGCAUUUGUACAGACAAGCUUGAUUUAGUUGGGGAUUGGUCCUGCUUUGAGCAAGGGGUUGGACUAGAUGACCUCCUGAGGUCCCUUCCAACCCUGAUAUUCUAUGAUUCUGUGAAGCUAGAAACGGGACUGCAAGUUUGGCUUCUGUUCUAGGAAUGUUGCAUAAAGCUCUCCCAUAUUGAUUGAUAGAUUUGUUGAAUAGAAUAUAACUUUCCAGAUUUUCUUAUCUGUGGACAUAUACAAAAAAUUAUCCUCAGUUCUAUUCUUUUUCUUUCCCUACUAACCAUAGAAGCCCUUAAAGGUCCUUGGUUGGUCUUUGAGGAACACCCAACUGUCCUAUGCUAGGUUUCCUACUAAUGACCUAUAUUCGGAGACUCCAGCAUUUUAUAUGAUCUCUUCUUCUUGUCCCCCACAUUAACUGGAAGAGGUUGGGAUUAUUCUAUCCCUAACUGACUUGGUCUUUCCACUGCUUCUUCUGAACCUGUGGUGUUUGCAUUUUUCUUAAUCCUGGGUCUUUCUUGGUACAAUAGUUUCAUGAUUUGGUCUGCUCAGAAUGGUGGUUGAAACUGCUGCUGUUUUAUAUACAAAACAGUCAGACUUAAUUAAGAAGUGAGGAUACGAUUUUAGGCUCCGUUACUGUCAUAUUUUUUUCUCCCUACUUGUGCUGGAGGAGUUUAAAAGCAAUGCAUAUACGUACCUCUCUUUGUUGUGUAGGCAGAAAAAGUAAAAUGUAUGUACCUGUAAUUUUUCCUUCUCUGAAGUGGGCUCCUGCUGCUCUAUGAUCCAUUGCAACUGGGUUAUUCCUCGUCAUUUUCCAGACCCAUUGCCUCUCUAGCUCCCCUGCUAACUGCCCAAGGGUAAAAAGACUAAAAGUUCUAAUGAAUAAAUAUUAUGAAAGAUUAGCCAUCUUCAUUCAUGCCAUCUUAUCGAAGACAUGAAUUAACAACCUCAGAAAUGGUAGACAGGUUUCAGAGUGGUAGCCAUGUUAGUCUGUAUCAGCAAAAAAACCGAGGAGUACUUGUGGCACCUUGGAGACUAACAAAUUUAUUUGGGCACAAGCUUUCGUGGGCUAAAACCCACUUCAUCGGAUGCAUGCAGUGGAAAAUACAGCAGGAAGAUAUAUAUAUACAAUAUGGUACUCACGAAGGGAAGUGGAAGGAGAAAAAUUUAAUUGCACCUCUGCCUGUAGAUUCCAGCUGUCAUUGGUAAGAAAAACAAUUGGCUGGUGUAGUACAAAGGCAGGUGAGGUAAAACCCACUGACCUAAAGGAGGCCAGACAGGAAAGAGAAGGUCUACUGGCACUGGUAAGUUAGCAGAGAGAGGCCAUGCUACAUAAAUCACAUGUGAAGGAGCUGAAAGGUGGAACAUAGUCAGUGCUCAGAACCCUCAGGCUGCCAUGCUCUAGUGGUGACUGGUAAUAAGUAUGGUGAAUCUGAGCCAUUGGAGUGGGGAUUUUUUUUAACUGUAGUUUUUUAACUGUAGGAGUCAGAACUGCCCUCAGAGAGAGGGGGCUGACAGAACCAUUGAUGGGGAAGGGCUGCAGGAUGCCAAGCACAAGAAGAACUGGCUAAGAUCUUUUCUGGAACAACUGGGCCAAAGCAGUCUGAAAGGAGUGAGAGGUCCUGCCCCAUGGGAUUUUCCUAAUCCUCUGACUAACUGGCUGGAGAUCCUCCUUGACACCAUAUUUCAACCCAGUCAGAACAGAAAAAUGGCCAAGGACCUCUGACUUGUUGCUCUCAGAUACCAGGUCCUGCUGAUGAAUUUCUGCCCCACAUAAAUUAAGGCUUGCCUGCCACAUUUCUGCCGUUGGAGUCAGCCGUUGCUGCUAUGUUUCACCUUGGCCUGGAGUUCUGAGUAGCCUAGGGCCACUGGCUUGGAGAUCCUGCUGAGACAGCUUCUGUUGCUGCAUUUCUGCACCAAACAGCUAAAGCUGUAUGCCACAUUUCUGUACAGGUGGAAGGCAAUACAGUAGUGUGUAGCUGGUCUGAGCAGGAGCUCCUUUGAUCUUAGCUGCUACGUUGCUAUGUUUUCUCCUCCAGUGUUGGUUUCCUGCAGACUCCUGUUGUCCAAAGAUCCUUCAUCUACUAGGGGCACCAAGGAGAAAGAGAAAAAUAAAAAAAUUAUAAUGGAAAAAAACUCCAACCUGGAGAUAGAAAGACCUGGAGGAAGCACCUGUUAGAGUUAGAGACUCAGUCACUUUUCUGAGAGAGAGAUGUGUGGGGUUCUUUUUGUUUUAUUUUGUUUUUUAAAUACAAUCCUCCUGCCCAAAUCCAGUUCUUGGAAGAUGCGGACUGAUCCAGUUGUAAUGGAUCCUGGAGUACCAGGUGCUCAUUAGGGGGAAUAAUUUUGUCACUCUUUGAAUGACUUAGACUAUUGAGAUCAUCUCACUGGAAAAUCUUUUCUUAGUGAAGCAGGAAAAGAUUUUUGGGGAAAAAAAUGUGAAGUAGCUUUUUGCAGAUUAUUGCCAAAAACAAUUGAUUGCCAUUUGCCAACCUGUUGCUUGACAUAAAAGAAGUGACCCCUAAAGUAGAAUAUUCUCCAGAGCACAGUAGGGGCCCCAAGAAACUCAAGUACUUUCUAGUUUGUUAAUGUAACUUAAAUGCAAUAUGGGAAUACAUGCUUCUUACAACAUUUGAAAUUUAUGACAAAUACCUGGAGAUAGAAAGGAAAAUGCUGGAGCUUAAGACCAGAAGGAAAAUAAAAAUUGUCUAGAGUGACGAGUGAAAGCUCUGUAAUGACACUAGGAUUGGAAGAGGGUGAGAACUGAUGAAUUAAUUCAUUGCAACCUCCAAAAACCUCUGGAGGAGUAGGAAAUAGCAUUGUCACUUGCACUAUGCACUUUUUUCUUUCUAGCAUAACUGAAUAUAAUAUACAAUAAAUGGAAUGGCAAUUUUGAAUGCAUACAUGUAGUAAUCAAUCCACAGUGGGAGAUAUUUUUAGCUGGAUUUCUCCUUGAAUUAUAUAACUCCCCUUUGUUGUUAAGGGGAGUUGCACUCAUAAUUGCUCUGCACCCUAGGGGAGCAUAACCCAAGGACACACAUAACAAAGGAAUGGACAUGGUCUUUAAAAAGCACGGCUGUGUUUAUAAAGCUGUAUCUUAAGAUUUAAAAUGAGAGAUGAAUUUUACAUAUUUAAAAAAAAAAUCAUGCCAAUCAGUUUUCAUUUUCCAAGUAGGAACUCUUGUACUCACCUUAGGUUAUAGGGUAAGUAUGAAACUAACACAUACACACAGUUACAGCAGAAGUCACUAAAUGGUUUGCUUUUCAGAAAUAGUAAUAACAGAAAAGUAAAAUUCUUGUAGAGAAACGUACCUUUAUUUGUCAAUUCCCCGCCCUCUGGGGGAGGGCUCUAAAUAAAGCAAUUUGCAUUUUUAGAGAGAGAAAACAUAACACACCACUUUACAUUAAGAUUUUAAGAAAACAAAGAGAUUUGCUAGUAGGUAACAUUAACCAUUUCUACCUUUGUCCACAGCAUACCAUAUAAUACUAUGCACUCAUCAUACAGCAGGUUCAUGAGUAUCUUUUCACUGGAUUACAUAGAAUACAUUUGAAGAUAUUAAAUGGGAAAAAACUCUGAUGUUAAGCCUCUCAGAAGAGUGUUGUUUUAGAAGCAAAAAAUGUAGUGAAGUUUCCUCCCCCCCCAAAAAAAAAUUUAAAAAUAAAAUCCCAGUCUUUUUUAAAUGCCUUUUGGGGUGGGGGGUUAGAGGGGUGAAGAGAGUGGCUUGUGGAGAGUAUGUUCAUUGUUUAUCUGUCAACAGGCCAGUGCUGGCCGGUCCAGAGCUCCUGCUGUUGGCUCUAUUGCAAAGUACUUUGUUGUAUCACCUUGUUAAAUCCCAACUCCUGGCACCAAAGGGAUAUUACAAGACUGUCUCACUGGGUUAGUGAAUACCGGAACUUUUUAUAGAAAUGUGUCCAAAAUGCUGCUUGUAUAGGAUUUGUCACUUUUGUAAGAAAAUAAAAUAAAAUAAAAAAAAAAUCCAGCCCACCACUCGAUGCCAUAUAUGAUUUUAUUUAAACUACCUCUCAGUGUGUAAUUCAACCAAGUAGUCCAGUUUAAUAGGGGUUCCUCACUGUAGUGUUAUGUAACAGUUAUAGAGACUGCCAAAUUUGCAAGUUGUCUGUCACCAAAAAAAAAUUUAGUCUUUUAGUCUUUUUGCGUAUGCUUAAACAGUAUCCACUAAUUUCUAAUUAUUGUAGACUCGGUCGUUCUUUUUUACCUUUGUAGUUUUAAUCCUACAACUCUAGCUGUUGGAGGGGAAAUAAAUCACUACCACAAACUUUCAUAGUUAUGGUCUGUUGGGUUACAACAGUGGUAUAGGGAGCUUUGUCAUAGCAUCAUCCACUAAUUAAUCCACUCUUAAUUUAGCCUUUUUUUUCACCAUACUCUAGAUAUGAACUUCAUGAAUGGAUUUCUUUAAUGGACGCGUGCUACAAAUUAUAUUGCCUUGUUUGUCUCUUUUCUGAAUUUUAAUGAUCAGUUUAUUAUCAUUGCAGAUGUGAAUAUUGGGCAUAAAAUUGACUAAUUUUCUGUGUAAUUGUAUAAAAUAGAAUUGAAAAAAAGCUUUAUGUUUUUAACCCACUAUUUAGAGAUAAUGUGUUACGUUUGCCUUAUGAUGCAGUUUUACCUACGGAACACUGCACUUCUUUUAAACUGGAUCAUACACUCAUAAUGGGCAUACUACAAAACUUAUGUAUGUGUAGAUAGACUCUGCAUGAACAUUUUUUCAUCAAUUUGAUUUUUAAGUCUUACUUUCAGUGUUGUGUUUACUAAUAGUGAUCAUGUAGUUGUGCCUUACGUUGUGAAAGAGUUUAGUCCAGUAUGCACUGCAAUUCCUAAACUCUGCAACUGGGUGGUGACUAAAGUUGUGGACAAGAAAAUGAUACCAUGCAUCAACUAAUUCUGUGUAAAGUAUGAUGGACAGAUGCUUGUUGAAAUGUUACUUUUGUUUUCUAAUCUGUUAAAGGAAUGAUAAUAAAAUUAGAUCUUUCUAAUA
Molecule: messenger RNA, 10287 nt
Organism: Chelonia mydas (Green sea turtle)
Lineage: Eukaryota; Metazoa; Chordata; Testudines; Cheloniidae
Gene: EEA1
Product: early endosome antigen 1
Exons: 31
Coding region: 337-4581 (1414 amino acids)
Biological process (GO): endocytosis
Cellular component (GO): early endosome
Molecular function (GO): 1-phosphatidylinositol binding; metal ion binding
Source: RefSeq, a predicted model, not a curated record